Messenger RNA from Pogoniulus pusillus (Red-fronted tinkerbird), 2304 nucleotides. RefSeq names its product switching B cell complex subunit SWAP70 (gene SWAP70). The record is from RefSeq and is a predicted model, not a curated record. Gene Ontology annotation, cellular component: cytoplasm; nucleus. Lineage: Eukaryota; Metazoa; Chordata; Aves; Piciformes; Lybiidae. The coding region runs from base 141 to 1901 and encodes 586 amino acids. The transcript is spliced from 12 exons.
CGUGCGCGGCUCCCGGGGCGGCGCCAGCGGAGCCGGCCAAGGGCGGGCGCCCGCCCCCGGGGCGGGAGCGGCGAGGCCAGAAGAGGUGAAGAAAGAGCGGCGGCGACGAGCCUGGGGUGGCGGGAGCCGGCGGGCCGGCCAUGGUGGGCCUCAAGGAGGAGCUGCUGAAGUCCAUCUGGCACGCCUUCACCGCGCUGGACCUCGACCGCAGCGGGAAAGUCUCCAAGUCUCAGCUGAAGGUCCUUUCUCACAACCUGUGCACAGUGUUAAAUGUUCCUCAUGAUCCAGUGGCCUUGGAAGAGCACUUUAGGGAUGACGAUGAAGGACCAGUUUCCAAUCAGGGUUACAUGCCUUAUUUAAACAAAUUCAUCUUGGAAAAGGUUCAAGGAAACUUUGACAAAGUUGAAUUCAACAGGAUGUGCUGGACUCUCUGUGCUAAAAAGAACCUUUCUAAAAGUCCUUCACUGCUAAGUGAUGAAGAUGCAUUUAAAGUAUGGGUUAUUUUUAACUUCUUAUCAGAGGACAAAUACCCUUUAAUUAUUGUUCCUGAGGAGAUUGAAUAUUUUCUUAAAAAGCUCACUGAAGCAAUGGGAGCAGGCUGGCAACAAGAACAGUUUGACCACUAUAAGAUUGCUCUUAACACUAGUCGAGAAGGUCUUUCUGCGUGGGAGCUGAUUGAUCUCAUCGGAAGUGGACAGUUUAGUAAAGGGAUGGACCAACAGACAGUGUCCAUGGCAAUCAAUGAAGUCUUUAAUGAGCUCAUAUUAGAUGUACUCAAACAGGGUUAUAUGCUGAAAAAGGGUCAUAAAAGGAAAAACUGGACAGAACGAUGGUUUGUGCUAAAACCCAAUAUUAUUUCCUACUACAUAAGUGAAGAUUUAAAAGAUAAGAAGGGAGACAUCAUACUGGAUGGCAACUGCUGUGUAGAGGCCUUACCUGAUAAAGAUGGAAAGAAAUGCCUUUUUGUCAUAAAAUGUCUUGAUAAAAGCUUUGAGAUCAGUGCCUCUGAUAAAAAGAAGAAGCAGGAGUGGAUUCAAGCCAUACAGACCACUGUAAGCCUGCUGAGGGCAGGGAGCCCUCCACCCCACAAAGAAGCACGGCAGAAACGAAAAGAACUGCGCCAGAAGUUGUUAGCUGAGCAAGAAGAGCUGGAGAGGCAGAUGAAAGAGCUGCAAGCGGCCAAUGAGAACAAGCAGAAGGAACUGGAGACUGUGCGAAAGCAACUGGAAGCAGCAGCUGCUCGUGCUGCUGAGGAAGAGAAGAAAAGGCUUCAAACCCAGGUUGAAUUACAGGAUCGCUUCAGUUUGGAGCUGGAGAGAGAAAAAAUGGUAAGACAAAAAAUGGAAGAGCAGGUUGCACAGAAAUCAUCUGAACUGGAACAGUAUUUACAGAGAGUAUGUGAACUGGAAGAAAUGUAUAAACAGCUACAGGAAGCUUUGGAGGAUGAGAAGCAGGCACGCCAAGAUGAAGAGACUGUAAGGAAGCUUCAGGCCAGAUUACUGGAAGAGGAGACAGCAAAGAGAGCUGAACUGGAAAAAUGGCACUUGGAGCAGCAACAGACCAUUCAGAUGACAGAAGCAGAAAAGCAAGAGCUAGAAAACCAGAGAAUGAUAAAGGAACAGGCUCUUCACGUUGCUAUGCAGCAACUAGAACAACUUGAACUGGAAAGGAAGGAGGCUCUUGAGCAAUAUGAGGAGGUUAAGAAGAAGUUGGAAAUGGCAGCUAAUAAUACCAAGAGCUGGAAAGAUAAAGUAGCUCAUCAUGAGGGAUUAAUUCGACUAAUAGAGCCAGGCUCCAAGAAUCCUCACCUAAUCACAAACUGGGGCCCAGCUGCCUUCACUGAAGCUGAACUCGAGGAAAGACAAAAGAGCUGGAAAGGGAAAAAAGCCGCUUCUGAAUAACAGCAGUAGCUGAUGGAUCGUUAGUGAGGAGAAGUUCACCUUUGUUCAUUCUGCUUUGCACAGAGCAGCUUCUUGCUUAUACAGAUCUUAGUUUGCUCAGCAGGUUGGGCCUUUCCACAAAGGAAAUACUGUUUGCCACAUAGGAAUGCCUGCUCAGAGCUCAGUAAUCAUGUGUAGUGUCUGAGAGUACUUGUUUUCCCUCACAUUUCUAUAAAUUAUGUUCUUUUAUACUAAACUCUUCAACUGAAUAUUUUUAUUUAAUUUUAUGUAGUGACAGAAUUGUUUCUGUACUAGCCUGUCACAAUCUGAAUGCAGCUACCAAUCAGUCACCUUCAUUCUAAAAAGUGAGGGGAAGCAAUUUUGUCAUGGGUGCAGUCAGUGUAAUUUAAACCCAGGAGAACCC